Penicillium manginii is the source of this 609-nucleotide messenger RNA. RefSeq names its product peptide chain release factor family protein. Gene Ontology annotation, biological process: translational termination. Gene Ontology annotation, cellular component: mitochondrion. NCBI's taxonomy places the organism in Eukaryota, Fungi, Ascomycota, Eurotiomycetes, Eurotiales, Aspergillaceae. The coding region runs from base 1 to 609 and encodes 202 amino acids. Gene Ontology annotation, molecular function: translation release factor activity. The transcript has 2 exons. The record is from RefSeq and is a predicted model, not a curated record.
AUGUCACAAUUCCGCUCAAUACCACGAGCCAUAAGGCUCCCACUCACACAACCAUCCCUCCAACAACACCGCCCAUUCACCCAAUCCCACUCAAUCCUCGGCAAAAAGCCACUACCCCCACGCCUCCAACUCAAAGACGAAGACUUAUCAAUAUCCUACCUAAAAGGCACCGGACCAGGCGGGCAGAAGAUCAACAAAACCAAUUCCGCCGUGCAAAUCAGCCACAAGCCAUCCGGCAUUGUGAUAAAAUGUCAAGCGACGCGCUCCCAGUCUCAGAAUAAUAAUAUUGCGCGGUCGUUGUUGGCGGAUCGUGUUGAGGCUCACCUAAAGGGGGACCAGGCUCCGAGUCGAAUUUCUAUCAAGGCCGAUGCGGCGAGGAAGAAGAAGGCUAGUAAGAUUAAGAAGGCUAGGAGGAAGUAUCGGGGUUUGGAGGGGGAGAAUGCAGAGGCUGAAGAUGGGUCUGGGGAGGAAGGGAUUUUAGACGCAGAUGCAGGUGGGCUUGAGGGUGGACUUGAGGAUGGACGGGAUGCCACUGCCAGUGAGGGGGAGGUGCAAAAGGUUGAGUCGAAAAAGAAUCUGCCAGUGAAGGGCAAGGAAGAAAGCAUAUAA